Molecule: messenger RNA, 435 nt
Organism: Agrilus planipennis (emerald ash borer)
Lineage: Eukaryota; Metazoa; Arthropoda; Insecta; Coleoptera; Buprestidae
Product: aquaporin-2-like
Exons: 3
Coding region: 144-413 (89 amino acids)
Biological process (GO): transmembrane transport
Cellular component (GO): plasma membrane
Molecular function (GO): water channel activity
Source: RefSeq, a predicted model, not a curated record
UGCAGUUAAAUACUGCUCCAUUUUACCGAAAAGCCGGAGAUGUUAAUAUCUGUUCACCCGGCGUUCAUCCUGAACUGUACCCAACAAAUGGUCUGUUAACUGAAUUUUUUGCAUCAUUUAUUCUUAUUUUGGUCUAUUGUGGUAUGUGGGAUUCCAGAAAUCGCAUGCAUCUAGAUGCGAUAGCAGUCAAACUGGCGUUUGUUGUAAUCUGUGAAGUAUUAGCUUUUGGGCACAUUACUGGAUGUCACAUGAAUCCCGCUAGAAGUUUCGCACCUGCCCUAAUAAAUCUAAAUUUUGAAUAUGUUUGGUACUUCAUUUUUGGCCAACUAAUGGGUGGUAUUUGUGGGGCAACAAUAUACAGGUUACUGUUUGCUUUGCCAUACGAUGAUGAAAUGGAGCCCUGGAUUCAAUAAAUAUUCUAUUUUUACGAAUAAG